Messenger RNA from Drosophila hydei, 1464 nucleotides. RefSeq names its product probable trafficking protein particle complex subunit 13 homolog. The transcript is spliced from 5 exons. Lineage: Eukaryota; Metazoa; Arthropoda; Insecta; Diptera; Drosophilidae. Bases 82 to 1398 code for a protein of 438 amino acids. The record is from RefSeq and is a predicted model, not a curated record. Gene Ontology annotation, cellular component: TRAPPIII protein complex.
UAAUAAGUACCAAUCGAUUGCAGAAUUAUUGUAUAUUUUGGUGUUUCAUUUUAGGUGAAUUUACAAAAGCAAUUGUAAGAAAUGAAUGCUGUCGACGCGGAUGCUCAUUUGUUGGCCUUAAAGGUUAUGCGACUGACCCGUCCUACACUUGUUGGGCUGGGACCAAUAGUUACUUGCGAACCAAAGGAUUUGCCCCAGAGUUUUAAUCGACUAGUGGAGUUCGAUGGCAUUGCUCGAACGUCUGCUGAAGCACUCGGAGCAGGGCAAACAAUGCUUUUGCCUCAAUCAUUUGGAAAUAUUUACCUGGGCGAAACAUUUUCGAGCUACAUUUGUGUACAUAAUUGUACGACUCAUCCCGUUGAAGGUGUCUCUGUUAAAGUAGAUUUGCAGUCUAACUCAUCGCAAAUUAAUUUGCUAAUGCAUGAAAAUAAGAAAUCUUCAGUAGUAUUAACAGCGGACGAAACACUUGAUGAUGUUAUUCGAUAUGAAGUAAAGGAAAUUGGAACUCACAUAUUAGUCUGUGAAGUAAAUUAUACUAGUCCCGCGGGCUUUGCUCAAUCGCUGAGAAAAUUCUUUAAGUUCCAAGUGCUCAAACCACUUGAUGUUAAAACAAAGUUCUAUAAUGCAGAAAUGGACGAAAUAUAUCUUGAAGCUCAAAUACAAAAUGUGACUACCGGCCCAUUUUGUUUGGAAAAAGUUGAAUUGGAUAGCUCGGAACAAUAUACAGUCACUUCUCUGAAUACUUUACCGAACGGAGAGUCGGUUUUUACCUCCAAAAAUAUGCUUCAGCCAAAUAACAGCUGUCAGUUUCUAUAUUGCAUAAAGCCAAAAGCUGAUAUUGCAAAGGACAUUAAAACUCUACGUGAAGCAAACAAUGUAGGUAAACUGGAUAUCGUCUGGAGAUCGAAUUUUGGCGAAAAAGGCAGAUUGCAAACAAGUCAAUUGCAACGAUUGCCUUUUGAAUACAAAGAUCUGCGCUUGGAAGUUAUUGAUGCUGAAAAUAUUGUCAAAAUAGGAACCAUAUUCACAUUCCAGUGCCGCGUAACCAAUACAGCGGAGCACCCCAUGAAACUACAUGUUAAACUGGAUACAAAAGUUUUUCCCGGUUGCCCGUAUACGGGCUCAGCUGACUUUGAAUUAGAUAUAUUGCAGCCAGGCCAGAUAGCUGAAUUUCCACUUACAAUUUGUCCAUCUAAAUUGGGUCUGAUUAAAGUAUCCCCAUUACUUAUAGUCGAUACACUGAAAAACGAGCAAUUUAUAAUGACAAAAGUUGUGGAGGUGUUUGUGGUAGAUGCCGAUUACCAUCAGGAUGGUACCUUUUUGCUUAAUAAGCUUAUUCGUUAUGAAAAUCCUAUUGAUUCGCUAAUACAAAAGCAAAUUCAGUUACAGGUAGUUUAGUUUAGUACGAUGUAUUAAAUAUAAAGUUUCACAAUUUAUAAAUAUUUCAUGUUACCGUUGGUAUAA